AAUGAAACUAAAUUCAAAUUUCUAAACUUUUUGUCUUCCAUAUAUAAACCCACGAACAAGUUCUCUGCUUUUUCUCUACAUUAUACCACUAAUGGCCGAUCAAGAGAAGUGGGUGAAUAAUUAUUCAAGCAUUCACCGUAUACUCUUAGUCGGAGAAGGAGAUUUUUCCUUCUCUUCAAGCUUGGCUCAGUCCCUUGGCUCUGCUUCUAACAUCGUUGCCACGUCCCUUGAUUCUUAUGAUGCUGUGGUCAAGAAAUACAAGAAAGCAAAAUCAAAUUUGGAAAAUUUAUCAAAAUUAGGAGCAUCAAUAUUUCAUGGAGUUGAUACAACCAAAAUGAAACUUCACUCAGAUUUGAAGAUGCAGAAGUUCGAUCGAAUUAUCUUCAACUUUCCUCAUGCAGGUUUCCAUGGAAAAGAGGACAAUGUCCGGCUUAUUGAGAUGCACAAGAAACUUGUGCUAGGCUUCUUCAGGAAUGCAAGUGGGAUUCUACGAGCCUUUGGGGAGGUACACGUAACCCAUAAAACUUCAGCUCCAUUUUGCCACUGGAACAUCGAGGAACUUGGUCAGAGAAACUGUUUAGUAGUAGUUGAGUGUGUUAAGUUCAAGAUAGAAGACUAUCCGGGUUAUAAUAAUAAGAGAGGAGAUGGUACUAGAUGUGAUGAGCCCUUCCCUUUAGGAGAGUGCAGUAUCUUCAAGUUCAGAUUUUCCGCUGCUUUAAACAAAAUGUCAAAUUUAACGAGCCAUUCUGGAUUUGCUCUCGGAAGAUCUGAACUUUAUCAGGAUAUUCCAAUUCAGACGCACUGUAAUCAGCUAACUUCAUUCCACUUCGGUCAUCCUCAAGAAAUUCGCUGCAGAGAUAUGAAUGACGUAAUAAGGCAUAGGCUGUCACCUUUAGUAUUCAAUGCCAGAAGUACUAAUGAGCACAUCAAUCAUGCAUCCGAAGUACAUCAGAGACCUAUCAUUAGUGAUACAAACUAUUUUGCUAAUCGAGCUCAGGGAUGUGACUAUGAAAGGUACAUGGCGGAAGCACGUGGUGGAUUUCAGCACUUCCAAUGCAGUUCCUCCAGUAUAAGGUGGCCUCAACAAGCGCCGUUCAGUCAUUUAAGCCGUCAAACAGAACUGGACAGAAAUAUGAAUGGAUUCUCAGGGUAUAUGGGGGAAACUGUAAGAAUAAAUGUCGGAAAUGAAAAUAGUAAUGCCUUGCAUAGGAAGGUGGAAUUUUUUGCUGAUCAGUUGCAGGGAUGUGACUACACAAAAGCAUCUGAAAGAUCUCGGUACUUCAAGGAUAAUGUCUUCAGAAUGCAUCACAAUCAAGCUUUGUCAAGUCCUAUGAACUAUCAGAAAGGGUUCAACACAAUUAUGAAUGAACAUCCAGGUUACAGAACGAAAAAUCUUAACGCCCCAAGCAGGGAUGUAGACUAUUUUCCUGUUCGGGCAUCUGGAUGUGAACGUGAAAGGUUCAUGGCAGAAGUAGCUGGGCGAACUCCGUACAACGAAAGAGUAUACACCUCACAGGGGUUCUUAAAUCCUCCCGUAGGAGACACAUGGAGUCAGAGCAGAUUUGUUUACAGUCAGCAUGUAAACUGAACAAGGAUGCAUGACUUGGGCACUGAGUAUGUUGCGCAACGCAGAGAUCUCGUCAGCAUUGCAGCAUAAGAGAGAGUUGGUUUAUGGGCAGCUCAAUGAGUAAUUUGAAGGUCUGAUUGUCUUUUUGUUCUAAGCUAAGUUAAGCUUCUUUCGUUUUGUGUGAAUGAAAGAUGUAUAUAUUUGGUAGGCUAAAAACCAAAUAUUCCUCCAGAGAGUUUGAAAUUUGAAAGAAUCAAUAGCACCAAAGUAUAGAACCUGCAAAUGUGACUUUGUCAUGUUAUUCAUUUACUUUUCCGUUUACCCUAA
Mercurialis annua (annual mercury) is the source of this 1894-nucleotide messenger RNA. RefSeq lists its product as uncharacterized. Gene Ontology annotation, cellular component: cytoplasm. Bases 92 to 1588 code for a protein of 498 amino acids. Gene Ontology annotation, molecular function: rRNA (uridine-N3-)-methyltransferase activity. The record is from RefSeq and is a predicted model, not a curated record. Gene Ontology annotation, biological process: rRNA base methylation. The transcript is spliced from 3 exons. NCBI's taxonomy places the organism in Eukaryota, Viridiplantae, Streptophyta, Magnoliopsida, Malpighiales, Euphorbiaceae.